Camellia sinensis is the source of this 819-nucleotide messenger RNA. Lineage: Eukaryota; Viridiplantae; Streptophyta; Magnoliopsida; Ericales; Theaceae. The record is from RefSeq and is a predicted model, not a curated record.
AUGGGUCGCAAGAAAGCAGUUGCAGACGAUCUUCUGGCCGACAUCCCUGACACCGUUAACGCUCAACCAACACAAUCCCAGCCUCAACCAAAGCCAAAGCCCAAAAGAAUGAAGAAAGCCCAGCCUAAGGCAACGGCGAUCCAACACGCCUACUCCUACUCUAUGCAAGCUUUUGAAAUAAGGAAGGAGUUGGCUGACAAGAUGAGAGAAGUUGCUAGUCUACAAAGGACCAUUAAGAAGGCUAAGGCCAAGAUGAAGACUUUAUCAGACCAGGCCGAGGAAGCCAUAAAAGCAAAUGAUGAGGCCGAGGAAAAGGCUGAUGUUGCCGAGGCCAUUGCUAAAGUCCUUACGACUGAAAAGAAACAAGCCGAAGAAAAGAUGGCCGCGGCCCAAAAGGAGCUUCAAGGUGCCCUGGCGAUCCAGCACGCCUACUCCUACUCUAUGCAAGCUUUUGAAAUAAGGAAGGAGUUGGCUGACAAGAUGAGAGAAGUUGCUAGUCUACAAAGGACCAUUAAGAAGGCUAAGGCCAAGAUGAAGACUUUAUCAGACCAGGCCGAGGAAGCCAUAAAAGCAAAUGAUGAGGCCGAGGAAAAGGCUGAUGUUGCCGAGGCCAUUGCUAAAGUCCUUACGACUGAAAAGAAAGAAGCCGAAAAAAAGAUGGCCGUGGCCCAAAAGGAGCUUCAAGGUGCCCUGGCCACAAAAGAGGUUAAGAUCAAGGCCGCCGAUGAGAAGGCGUACGCAGAGGGGGUGGCCGGCGUCAAGGAGGACUACAAAAAACAGGUGAAGCAGGCAUGCAACGAGGGUUUCACCCUUGGUUAG